AUGCUUGGUCUGCUAGCAGCAGCAGCACAUGAUGUGGACCAUCCAGGAGUAAAUCAGCAAUUUUUGAUAAAAACAAAACAUCAUCUUGCCAGUCUGUACCAGAACACAUCUGUUUUAGAGAACCACCACUGGAGGUCCACUGUUGGUAUGCUAAGAGAAUCAAGGUUAUUAGCACAUCUGUCAAAGGAAAUUACGCAGGAUAUUGAGCAGCAACUGGGCUCCUUAAUAUUAUCAACAGAUAUAAAUCGCCAGAAUGAGUUUCUCAAUCGUUUUAGAGCUCAUCUUGCCCAAAAAGAUCUCAGUUUGACGGAUGCAGACCACAGGCACUUUAUGUUGCAGAUUGCUCUGAAGUGUGCUGAUAUCUGCAAUCCUUGCCGUAUGUGGGAGCUCAGCAAGCAGUGGAGUGAGAGAGUCUGUGAAGAAUUCUACAGACAAGGAGAUCUUGAGCGGAAAUUUGGUCUUGAAAUAAGCCCACUUUGCAGCCAACAAAAAGACUCCAUACCUAAUAUACAAGUUGGCUUCAUAAACUACAUUGCAGAGCCAUUGUUUGUGGAAUGGUCAAGAUUUACUGGAGGGACUCCCCUAUCUGAAAAAAUGCUAAGUCACCUCAAGAAGAACAAGGCCAAAUGGAAGUCUCUCUCACACAGGCAAUGCAGCAAGAGCAAUGACCACCUGGUACCUGUAACCGAAGGCAAAGGAGACCAAAAGAUCAGUGAAGAUGGAGCCCUCUUGUGA
Messenger RNA from Staurois parvus, 735 nucleotides. The record is from the annotation of a GenBank genome assembly. NCBI's taxonomy places the organism in Eukaryota, Metazoa, Chordata, Amphibia, Anura, Ranidae.